Messenger RNA from Syzygium oleosum, 2670 nucleotides. RefSeq lists its product as uncharacterized. Lineage: Eukaryota; Viridiplantae; Streptophyta; Magnoliopsida; Myrtales; Myrtaceae. The record is from RefSeq and is a predicted model, not a curated record. Bases 80 to 2017 code for a protein of 645 amino acids. The transcript is spliced from 3 exons. Gene Ontology annotation, biological process: regulation of gene expression. Gene Ontology annotation, cellular component: peroxisome. Gene Ontology annotation, molecular function: RNA nuclease activity.
AAAUUGCAGAGGCUCCGCCCGUGAAGCAGCAAGCUGUACAGUUAGCAGCCAGUAUCCACCCCCGCCCCCGCCGGUAGCCAUGGCCGGAGACGUGACCGGGACGAUCGCCGCCUCCGCCGCGGCGUCGGCGCCGCCGCCGGCGAGGGCGGAGGCGCAUUACGCGAGCGCGAAGACGUCGGUGUGGUGGGACAUAGAGAACUGCCAAGUCCCCAAGGGGUGCGACCCCCACGCGAUCGCGCAGAACAUAAGUUCAGCUCUGGUGAAGAUGAACUACUGCGGCCCCGUCUCGAUCUCCGCCUACGGCGACACCAACCGGCUCCCGAGCUCGAUCCAGAACGCCCUCUCCAGCACCGGCAUCGCGCUGAAUCACGUCCCCGCGGGUGUGAAGGAUGCCAGUGACAAGAAGAUUCUAGUUGAUAUGCUGUUUUGGGCUGUGGAUAAUCCCGCUCCAGCAAAUUAUCUGCUGAUUUCCGGCGAUAGGGACUUUUCUAACGCCCUCCAUCAGUUGCGUAUGAGAAGAUAUAAUAUACUCUUGGCACAACCACAAAAAGCAUCCGCUCCACUGGUAGCUGCUGCGAAGAGCGUAUGGUUGUGGACAAAUCUUGCUGGUGGAGAAUCCCCUCUGGCAAGUGGCGAAUCAUUGCAGCUUGUUAAUGGUAACUAUCCAUGCAUCACUGGGAUGCUACAGAACCCAACUUACGAACCAACCCAGACGAGUCAACUCUUGACUUCUGAUAGUAUGUCCCUGUCUUCAGUAAGGUACCAAACUUCUACUACUGGGAGGUUUGGCGAUAGCACACAUAGUGCUAAUGGAAAACAGGUUUGGAGAUCUCCUACGCCGUCAAGCAUGACCAGAGCGGCUAGUUUUCCUGGUAAUGGUGAUACAAAAAAUACUAAUCAUAACAAGUGGGAAUUUACACAAGAAAAGCAGUUUAAGAAAGCACCCCAUGAAUUUUUUAGUGCUGGUGAGUCUAUUGUCUCUGCCAGUAGGUCUGAGCCAAACAGUUCUCCUAGCAAACAUGAUUCCUAUGGGACUAUCGGCUUUCCACAAAAUCUCUAUCCUCGCCCAGUUACUCCAAACAACCCUCCAGUGCAACCUAAUUUUGGCCAUGGUGACCCAAGGUGUUCUUAUCCUAAUCGCGACUUUCGUCCGGUUCCUCCAAGGCCUGACACUUUUCUACCUGCUUCUGUUCCAGUCACAAGUAUACCCAAUAUUGGCAAUCUAAGGCUAUCUGAAUCCCCAAGCUAUGCACAAUACCGCAAUCAAAUGGACAGAUAUGAGAACAAUUCUAGCUUUGAUGAAUCUACUAAAUCAGUUAGCUAUAAUACAUUGAACAGAAGCCAUGUGUCCAUGGGUCAACAAUUUCAACCUGACAGCAGAUACACCAGUGCUCCUGAAUUUUCAUCUUCAUCUCCUCAAAUUGUUAAUGUUGAUUCUGGCAAUGGUGUCUGGGGAAGUCAGGGAUACACACCGCCUUCCCAGUAUGUGCAAGGCCUUAUUGGUGUCAUAAUACUGGCAUUGAACACUUUGAAAGAAGAAAAAAUUAUUCCUACUGAAGCAAACAUCACGGAUUGCAUACGUUAUGGGGAUUCUAAGUUCCGGAAUAUCGAUGUGAAAAAGGCCUUGGCUAGUGCGCUUGAGCAACGUAUGGUUGUAAAGCAAAAUAUAGGGACACUGCAGUUAUACGUGGGUAGAAAUGAGAAAUUAUGGAACUGUGUCAACAUUAUUGGUGGAAAUCCUAGUGAAUACCUGAAAGAAAUAUGGGAUCGCAUAGAAAGUUUCCUGUCAUCUGCAGCUGGAAGAUCAGCCUUGUUUGCUUCUAGAUGCAGGUACGAGGCAGCUUUAAUUAUCAAGAGAGCUUGCUUAAAAGAUCUUCCUUUGGGCAACGUAAUCCAGCUAUUGAACAUGAUAAUUACAAUCAAGAAAUGGAUUAUUCACCCCCAAAUAGGAUGGCAACCGAUUACUAUUACUCUUGCAGAGACUAAAAGUGACGUGGAUACUACAGUCGAAGCUUGAUUUUGGCGAAGAAAAUCAUUUAUGCAUCAAUAAUUAGACUUUCGGAUGCUAAAGAAGCUAUAUUAUAGAAACUAGUUAUGUACUCUACCUAUAAUUUGCAUCGCAAACAAACUUUCUUGUUGGUUUUUGCAUGGUUGAAAACCAUAAUGUGGUCAAGGCCAAGAACAACUUUGAGGAAAUUACUUGAGAUUGCAGACCAAUUGUCUAUGCUGGAUGAUUUGAAGCUUCAUUUCCAACAACCAGAUAGUGCGGAAGAUCUUACUCUUUUGACAAGUACAUGGACUUAUAGAAAAUGCUUCAACACGGUUAGUUACAAAUGGAGUCUCCACAGAAGAAUUUGCAGCGCAUCUGUUAUGUGUGCCAGAGGUGUCAACGACUUUUCUCAGCAGCUCACAAUAUAUGUUCAGUCAAAUGUAGUUCGCAUUUACGUUCCAUCAGCACAUUCUGAUCUUUGUGGGUGGAUGAUUGAUGAAGGCAUUGCUAUUGAUGCAAGGCAUGAUUGCGGUACUAGUUGGGGAAGAAGCUUUUUACUGGCUGUAUUUUUGUAUUGAACUAGUAAUGCCGAUGGAUAGGUUUAAGUUACUAUUUGGCCGUGUGUCUGUUUCUCUAGACCAUUAUGGAAAUAAUGCCUACAAUCUGGGACUGUUCCUGUA